CAAACAGUGGACUCAGCACCGGUAUCGUCUUCACCCGUCAGUCAAUCUAUCACCAUGUAUCCAGCAAGCAUCCUCAUUGUCGCGUGUGCCAUCGUCUACGGCCCAGUCUUUGGCUCUGCUCUUCCUCUCUCAAAGCGCGCCAACAAUGGCGUCUACCUGGCUAACUGCGUGACGAGAGGCACGAUGUGGUACAGCGAAAUGUCUUAUUACAACAACGCCCGUAGUGGCUCGCAAAACGGCCAACUGCCCGACGGUAGCGCGUUUCCAUCCCAGACCGACGGCGUCCCCAACCUAGUCACCUGGGAGGGCCAACGGCAUUGCGGUACUUAUCCCGAUACGGGUGCUACUUUCUGUUCCACGAUUGCGAACGGAGCGCAGAGCUUGAACAGUGGCGAGUUUGCUGGCUCUGGUUCCAACAGCUUCGGCGCAACCUUCUCCUGUUACAAGGAUAAUGGCCGCCAGCUGUACAACGUGCCCGAGGGAUCUCAGUUGCAGCAUACGUGCUACUCCAUCUACUACUGCUUCCAAAACUGAGGAUGGAACCCCCCAAUACUUUCUCCGGUCUCUUUGUCUACUUCAGGGGAGCUCUGUUUCAGAAGUCGUGACUCGAUAGGCGGAGGGUUUGAAGAAAUGCCAUGGAAAGUCACGUUUGAUGCUCGAUCAAUAACCACACUCUCCAUCCAUUAAGUCCCCUCUAUGAUGCAAGCGGUACAUCAGGCGCGAAGACCAGCAACAAGGAGACACAAAAUCAAAUUAUCUUUGAGAGGUACCUAGCUUAGGUUCAAGUUGUCGUAAGGCCGAAAAAUGCCGAAGCGCCAUUGCAAUCAAGAUGCCUGUGUGGGAG
This is a messenger RNA of Chaetomium strumarium, 844 nucleotides long. RefSeq lists its product as uncharacterized. The record is from RefSeq and is a predicted model, not a curated record. The transcript has 6 exons. NCBI's taxonomy places the organism in Eukaryota, Fungi, Ascomycota, Sordariomycetes, Sordariales, Chaetomiaceae. The coding region runs from base 55 to 534 and encodes 159 amino acids.